Symbiodinium necroappetens is the source of this 270-nucleotide messenger RNA. Lineage: Eukaryota; Dinophyceae; Suessiales; Symbiodiniaceae. The record is from the annotation of a GenBank genome assembly.
GAUUCUUUGCUGACCCUGUUGCGAUCUCCGUGCCCGUCAACUCAAGAAGCAACAGCCGCGGGGCUGCGAUGCUGCAUCGAGCGAGGAGGGAAGGCUCCAGUGGAAGCCCGCGAGUGCUUGGCUGCGGCUUUGGCUGCGACCGCGGAGAGUGAUGAGAGGAAUGUCCGCGAAGAGUCCGUGCGCGCUUUGGGGCGCCUGGGAAGUGCUGCGAACUGCGAGCAGACACGUGGGGGACGGAGGUCGCGUCUGCAGUGUCGCAUCUUCGAGACU